This is a messenger RNA of Octodon degus (degu), 677 nucleotides long. RefSeq names its product FXYD domain containing ion transport regulator 3 (gene Fxyd3). The transcript has 7 exons. The record is from RefSeq and is a predicted model, not a curated record. Gene Ontology annotation, molecular function: sodium channel regulator activity. Gene Ontology annotation, biological process: regulation of sodium ion transmembrane transporter activity. Bases 138 to 482 code for a protein of 114 amino acids. NCBI's taxonomy places the organism in Eukaryota, Metazoa, Chordata, Mammalia, Rodentia, Octodontidae. Gene Ontology annotation, cellular component: membrane.
GCUGGUUCUCUACCUGCCCAGGUUUGCUCAGGGCGUGGCAGCUGCGGAUAAAGACUCAGGCUUGGCAGCUGCUUUCUCGUUUUCUCCCAGCACCUACUCCUCUACCCAGCCAGGGAGCCGCAGGGCAGUGCUGUGACAUGCAGGAGGUGGUCCUGAGCCUGCUGGUCUUCCUGGCCGGCCUGCCUGCUCUGGAUGCCAACGACCCAGAAGAUAAGAACAGUCCUUUCUACUAUGACUGGCACAGGCUCCGGGUCGGCGGGCUGGUUUGCGCAGCGGUUCUGUGUGCGGUGGGCUUCAUUGUUCUCUUGAGUGAGUCAAGGAGCUGGUGGGGGCGGGGCUGGCGGGGCUGUGCAUCCCCUUCUCUGACCGCUUCCUUUCCCCCAACAGGUGGGAAAUGCAAGUGCAAGUUCAGCCAGAAGCCCAGUCACCAUCCAGGGGAUGCCCCACCUCUCAUCACUCCAGGCUCUGCUCACAACUGCUGAGGACCGACCAACCAGAAGAGCGCCAAGAGCUUCUACUUCUGCCUGCUGGCUUUGUAGGGGACCCUGGCUCCCAGGGUGGCACCUCUCUUCUCCUCAGAUGCCUCUCCCAGCCUCCACCUUACCUCUCAUGGAAGGGGGCUCUGUGUUCAGUGUUUGAUAUAAAAUGAUCUUGGCUCUGGUCAAGGUGGCCACAAA